Lolium rigidum is the source of this 1023-nucleotide messenger RNA. RefSeq lists its product as uncharacterized. Lineage: Eukaryota; Viridiplantae; Streptophyta; Magnoliopsida; Poales; Poaceae. The transcript is spliced from 5 exons. The record is from RefSeq and is a predicted model, not a curated record. The coding region runs from base 1 to 762 and encodes 253 amino acids.
AUGAGCUUUCUCGCGGGUCGCCUAGCCGCCCAGGAGGGCGCGUACUUCCUCCAGGAGUCCAAGAACGCCGCCGGCCGCCUCGCGCAGAAGCUCCCCGCGUCCGCGCUUGGGCCGCGGCCGACGUCCCCGCCGCCGUCGUCGUCGUCGCCCGACGUGCUCCCUGAGAUCCUCCGCCACUCCGUUCCCAUCAGCCCGACGCCGCCUCCGUCCGACCCCUCCCUCUACGGGUCCACCCGCUGGGCUCUCCCACCGGGCGCCGCCAAGGCUGCCGGCGUGUCCCCCGACGUGCUCAACCCGCUCCGCUCCUACGUCUCGCUGCCGCAGGCCACCUUCGGCCCCAAAAGAUGGGAACUUCCAGAUGAACAGCCUUACUACUUGUCAUCUACUGCCAAUCAGCGGCGGCGUGAUAUGCAUCCUGCUCCCAUGGACCCUGAGAAGUUGAAGGCUGUAAUGGCUGGAUACGCACAUCUUGGAACAGCGUUUGUUGCUGCGACUAUAUUGGUGUUUGGAGGAGGAACAGCUGUGCUGCUGUACACGGCAAAUAAACUGCAGUUGCACUCGGUAGACGACAUCAAAGCUAGAGGAAAAGAUGCGGUGCAACCUCACGCUCAUGUGAUCAAAGAACAAGUAGCUCCACUAAGGAAAUGGGCCGAAGAAACAUCUCAAAAAUGGCAUUUUGAAGGCGGCAAAGUGGCCAGGGAGAGGUCUGUUCUUGUUAGAGAGCUUUCAAGAGCACUCGGUGCUAACUCACGACAGAAUUGAUCGGUACUGAAGGCUGUUGUUGUUGUUGUUGUUCUAUGUCAAGCUCCUCGCUUGUUUUACGCUUUUACCUUGUCUAUAUGUUUAAGCCUAAAAUGAAUUAAAUCAAAGCAAGACAGAUCUAUCUGUCAGCGUUGUAUGAGGCCGGUAGCAGUAGGUGAAGAAGUCUGGAUAUGUAUUUUUUUUCUUCAGGAAAAUGGACAAGAACGUUGCAGAAUCACUCUGGCUGUGGAAUAUUGUGGACAAGAGAUCAUGGAAUUACAA